This is a messenger RNA of Caenorhabditis remanei, 1467 nucleotides long. RefSeq lists its product as uncharacterized. Gene Ontology annotation, molecular function: G protein-coupled olfactory receptor activity. The record is from RefSeq and is a predicted model, not a curated record. Gene Ontology annotation, biological process: G protein-coupled receptor signaling pathway; olfactory behavior. The transcript is spliced from 6 exons. NCBI's taxonomy places the organism in Eukaryota, Metazoa, Nematoda, Chromadorea, Rhabditida, Rhabditidae. The coding region runs from base 1 to 1467 and encodes 488 amino acids.
AUGUGGUUAGAAGUGACCGUUUACGCUGAAAUUAUUGGAUUUGUACUAUCUGUUACUCUCAAUUUGAUUCUCCAAUGUUUGAUAUAUGAAAUGCCAAAAAAGACUUUUGGAAACUAUAAAUAUCUUAUGUUCUCAUUCUCAUUAUUGGGAAUUUACUAUUCAUGUUGCGAUUAUUGGAGUAAACCGAAUGUUCACAUCUCUGAGGUUUCGUUUGCCAUAUUCAACGUCAGAAAAGUGACAGGGUUUAAUAAAUAUCUUGGAGUAACCGCGCUUUCUAUUUACUGCGGCUGUUAUGGAAUGAUGCUCGUUUUACUCACCACUCAUUUCUACUACAGGUUCUUAUCAGUCACUCGUCCGUCAAAACUUUCUCGAUUUUCUUCGAGAAACUUUCCAAUUUGGGCUCUCCUUGUUUUGAUGAGUUAUUUGAUAUGGUUUGGUUUGACAUACUUCGUAAACGGUUCCUCUUCUAUGAAAGACCAAGUUUUGAUACCAGAAUUCGAAAGAGAUUACUGUAUGCAACCUGAUGAUUUUUCGUAUGUUGGAAUACAGUACUAUUAUAUUGAUCGAUUAACAGGAAAAACAAGGAUGCAUAUCCCUUCACUCUUCUCAAGUACUGUGUAUGCGUGUUUUAUGACUCUUACUUCCGGUUCCAUGACAUAUUUUGGUGUGAAGACGUAUGCUCAUCUCAAUGAGCUAACGACCAUGACUAGUUUAGAUUUCCGUGAACUUCAAAAUCAGCUGUUCCGAACUUUGGUUAUUCAAACUCUGAUUCCCUGCGUUUUCAUGUAUUUACCAGUCCUUUACAUAUCGAUGACACGUGGCUUCUUAGUCUCCCUCGAGUCUCCAGAUGAAGCUGGACGUUUCCGAUUGACAGCAGUCUUGUUCACAAAUCGUCCUCGUUUCAAAUCUCCGAGAGAAAUGAAUUUGAUGAGACGUCAAAUCCAAGUUUUUUGCGUUCUCCGUAAACUCCAAUCCCAGGAACCAAGUGGAUUCAUUUCGAUUGUUCUUCAGUUUUCUUGGAUUGAUGUGAGCUAUUUUCACUUGACAGUUCCUCUCCAUAAUCUGAACCAAUUGGCGGAUUUUCGAUUCAAAGAAUCCAAUAUUGGUGUCCUCGUUGAUUGUCAAAGCGACGAAAUGUUUGUAUCGACUGAAGAAAUUGAUCUCUUCGAACAGACUUCAUUUCCUCUUGAAUUAUAUGGAGAGUUGAUUUCGAGACGUUGUGAGUGGAAUUCUGUUCCGGGAACGCUGGAGUCAGAAUUGGCAUCAGAUGAUAUCGAUCGGCUACAUUUUUUCGCGGAUUCCAAAUCAAUUUAUUCAGAUUUGCCAAUUUUGAAUCCACACAACCAAACUGCUUCAGAACAACGGGAGAUGGCCAUUUCCAUGUCGAAAACACGAAGAAAACCUUUUGAAUUAUCUUCGAUGGAGCUGCAUUUGGAUACAAUUGACACGUCCUUGCAACCAGAAUAG